Messenger RNA from Fraxinus pennsylvanica, 1227 nucleotides. NCBI's taxonomy places the organism in Eukaryota, Viridiplantae, Streptophyta, Magnoliopsida, Lamiales, Oleaceae. The record is from the annotation of a GenBank genome assembly.
AUGGGAGGAGGUGGUAGCCCAGGCUGGUGUGCCAAGCACAUAAAAUCAAUCAUGAAUAUCGGUCCCGCAUUUCUUGGUGUUCCGAAAGCUGUCGGUAACAUAUUGUCGGCCGAGAGCAAAGAUGUUGCUUUUAUCAGAGCAAUGGCUCCCGGUCUUCUAGAUUCCGAAAUUCUCGGCCUUCAAACUCUACAUCAUGUCAUGCGUGUAUCUCGAACAUGGGAUUCUGUCAUUUCUUUGAUACCUAAAGGAGGAGAGACGAUAUGGGGUAACUUGGAUUGGUCUCCGGAAGAACAUCAUGUAUGUGAUUCAGCAAAGAAAAAGUAUCAGCAAGAUUUUGACAACAAUGGCAAUAACAGUGACAGUCGAAGGAUUUUCCAAGUACAAGAGCCAACUAAAUAUGGAAGAAUUAUCUCAUUUGGGAAAAUAGUAUCGGAUUUGCCUUCUUCUCUACUCCCGACUCUUACUUCCAAGAAACAGGAAUUUAUGAGCCUUAAUGGCUCUUCAAAUUCCAAUGCAGCAUGUAGAGGUGUAUGGACGGAAUAUGAGGAGAUGAGCCGGGAAAACAUCCGGAGAAUCGCUGAAAACAAAGCAUAUACCACGAAAAGCCUGUUAGAUCUUCUACGCGUUAUUGCUCCGAAGAUGAUGAAGAGGGCUGAAGCGCACUUCUCACAUGGGAUAGCCGGGGACCUUGACGAUCCAAAGUAUAACCAUUACAAAUACUGGUCGAAUCCACUUGAAACCAAGUUGCCAGACGCUCCGGACAUGGAGAUUUACUGUUCAUAUGGAGUCGGAAUUCCCACUGAAAGAUCGUACGUGUACAAACAAUCACCCUCAGGCAGGUGCAAUAGCAUCCCUUUCCAAAUCGAUAGCUCUGCAGACGGAAGUGACAAUGGCUGCUUAAAGGGUGGUGUAUUCUUUGUGGAUGGUGAUGAGAGCGUCCCAGUCUUGAGUGCCGGUUUCUUGUGUGCCAAAGGGUGGAGAGGUAAAACACGGUUUAAUCCUUCCGGAAUUUCUACAUACAUAAGAGAGUACAGGCACAAAGCACCGGCAAAUUUGCUCGAGGGGAGAGGUUCAGAGAGUGGUGCACAUGUUGAUAUAUUGGGAAAUGUUGCCUUGAUCGAAGACGUGCUCCGAGUAGCUGCUGGAGCCUCGGGUUCAGAGUUGGGACGAGACAGAAUAUAUUCGGAUAUCAUGAAAAUGUCCAAGAAAAUAAAUAUUCCACUUUGA